AUGCUCAACAAGCCUUUCAAACCUCCGUCGCUGAUCCGCAAACCCUCCGAGAACCAGUCCGCACCGCGUCCUCCUGCAGAUCCGCCUUCUGAGCCGCCUUCCAAGAAACGCCGCAUCUCCCACGACAAUGACGAUCCACCAAAGCCGUCGCCUGCACCAGUCACCGUGCGCAAGCCCCUUCUGCAAGUCGUGAACCCUGCUCGAGCCGAUACAAUUCCGAAAAACCUGGGAGACUCUGCUGAGGCUCACUACGCGGUUCUAUGGCGCAAGCCCACGGCAAAGAAGCACAAAACGUGGGAUGGAGACGCUAUACUCUGCGUAUCAAAUGGCUAUGCCCAGCUUCAGGAUACAUCUGGCCGACCUAUGGGCAAAACAAUGUGGUCGAAACCUUUGGAACCCGGCUCAACGCUUUCGGUUGGUGGCAAGGAACUGGAAAUUGACGCUGUCAUAUCAAAGCCGGACUUCUCCGCGGGGAAACCUCCCCAGAGCAACAAUACUCCCGUCCAACAUAAGCCCACGAUAGUCCAGUCAGCCAACAAGAAGCCUUUACUUACAGUAAAGGCCACCCAGGUCCAGAAGCCUGCGGUCAAACCAACGGGGAAGCCAGACGUCGGUUCAGUCUCAACGCAAAGCCGUCCUCUAACCUCCAAAUUCAAGAAUCCGCUUUUAACGUCCACCACUUUACCCAAGCAGACAAACACGGCAAUACCUCAACCGCGGCAUGACCCCAACGCUCUCGGCGCUCUCGUCAUGAGACGUCCAAUGCCCAUGGACAUUCCCAAGGGCAAGCAAGUAGUUGACGUCGUGGUUGAUCCAGUCCUCUCCAAGCACCUCCGCGAUCACCAACGCCAAGGCGUCCGGUUUCUCUACGACUGCGUCAUGGGUCUUGGUGCUUACAAUGGCCGAGGUGUCAUCCUGGCUGAUGAGAUGGGCCUUGGCAAAACAUUGCAGACCAUCACUCUAGUAUGGACAUUGCUGAAACAGAACUUCGUUUACGAAGACCCGCCGGUGGUGAAGAAAGCCAUCGUCGUUUGCCCAGCUGGCGUUGUUGGUAAUUGGCGCAGAGAGUUCCGCAAGUGGCUUGGAAACGAGCGGCUCGGUGUCUUUGUUGCCGACGAAUCCAAGAAACGGCUGACGGACUUUACUCGAGGCAAAUGUUACCAUGUCAUGAUCAUCGGGUACGAGAAGCUGCUCAAGUCCCAUGAGGAUAUCAAGGAGCAAUGCAACGUCGACUUGAUUGUCUUAGACGAAGGCCACAAGCUCAAGGCGGCCAAAGGCAAGACGGCCCAAGCAAUUCGUGAUCUCGGCACCGAUAGAAUUGUCUUACUGUCAGGCACUCCAUUCUCCAACAAUCUGCUCGAGUUCCAUGCCGUUGCUGAUCUGGUCAACCCCGGUGUCUUCGGAAAGUUGAAUGCCUUCAAACGCGAAUUCGAAGGUCCGAUUGUGCGCGGUCAGCAACCUGACGCCACGGCUAAAGAGAGGGAAAAAGGAACUGAGCGAUACGAGGAGCUUGACAAGUUAUCCAAGCAGUUCAUGCUUAGGAGAACCGCUGAUAUCCUCGCCAAGUAUCUACCACCGAAGACUGAGCACGUUCUCCUGUGCCGCCCGACAACAGCCCAAGCACAGGUCUAUCGCAGCGUGCUUGCAUCUCCUGCGUUUGGUGCUGCACUGGGAAGCAAUGAGAACGCACUUCAACUCAUCAACAUCCUCAAGCAAGUCUGCAAUAGCCCAAAGCUCCUGUCUUCCACGAAGAAGGAUGAAACCCCAAACCCACUCAUGACAUCUAUACUAGAGGCGAUCCCAUCCAAACUCCUCAACAGCAAAGCCAGCGCAAAAUUCCACGUCCUCGACGGCCUCCUCCACCGCAUCCGCACGACAACCGACGAGAAAGUCGUCAUCGUCUCCCACUACACCUCCACCCUCAACAUCCUCGAGGACAUGCUCCGCGCCCUCUCGUACUCCUGCCUCCGCGUCGACGGCUCCACCCCGUCCAACAAGCGCCAAGAACUGAUCAACAAGUUCAACACCUCGUCCGCAGACCGGUGCUUCGCCUUCCUCCUCUCGGCCAAGGCCGGCGGCGUCGGCAUCAACCUCGUCGGCGCCUCGCGGCUCGUCCUCUACGACAUCGACUGGAACCCGGCGCACGACCUGCAGGCCAUGGCGCGCAUCCACCGCGACGGGCAGAAGCGCCCCUGCCGCAUCUAUCGUUUGUUGACUAUGGGCGCGCUCGACGAGAAGAUCUUCCAGCGCCAGGUCACGAAGCAGGGGCUCGCGGACAGCGUGAUCGAUAGCAAGUCGUCGUCGGCUAGCUUUACGAGGGAGGAGCUGAGGGAUUUGUUUACGCUGAAUGAGGAGGGUGAUGGCGGGUGUCAGACUCAUAAGCUGAUUUGCUGCCCCUGCGGCGGCCGCGGGAAUGGAGGGGGUCUGGUCCCUGCUUCUGCUGCUGCAAGCGAGGACGGCGAUGACGACGGCAAGGAGGAAUCAGAUGACGAGCUUCCGGAGGUACCGAUGCUACUACGCGCGAGUCAAGUCGAUAUGGAGCAGCAGGAGAAGCGGUUGCGAGAGGGGCGGGCAGGGGCGGCCAACACGAAGAAGGAGAAGGCGAAGAUGGUUUCGCUCAUGCAAUACGCUCAUGUCGACACGGCCCUCAUCACCAAGAAGUCAGCUGCCGAUUCUUCAGCCGAGAUGACGGGAGAUGCCGCCGCCGACGAACAGCAGGAAGAGGAGGACGGUGCGGCCGUCGACUUCGAGGCUCUGAUCGACGACGAGCCCCUCAUGAAUGUGAUUAAGGAGGAUGGCUCGAGGGUUAGGUUUGUGUUCUCGAAGACUUCGGCGUGA
This is a messenger RNA of Lasiodiplodia theobromae, 2838 nucleotides long. RefSeq names its product DsDNA-dependent ATPAse protein. The record is from RefSeq and is a predicted model, not a curated record. Gene Ontology annotation, molecular function: DNA translocase activity; ATP-dependent chromatin remodeler activity; ATP binding. Gene Ontology annotation, biological process: reciprocal meiotic recombination; double-strand break repair via homologous recombination. The coding region runs from base 1 to 2838 and encodes 945 amino acids. Gene Ontology annotation, cellular component: nucleus. The transcript has a single exon. Lineage: Eukaryota; Fungi; Ascomycota; Dothideomycetes; Botryosphaeriales; Botryosphaeriaceae.